Manihot esculenta (cassava) is the source of this 1472-nucleotide messenger RNA. Its product is annotated as vesicle-associated protein 2-1. Gene Ontology annotation, biological process: endoplasmic reticulum membrane organization. Gene Ontology annotation, cellular component: plasma membrane; endoplasmic reticulum membrane. The transcript is spliced from 7 exons. Lineage: Eukaryota; Viridiplantae; Streptophyta; Magnoliopsida; Malpighiales; Euphorbiaceae. Bases 537 to 1232 code for a protein of 231 amino acids. The record is from RefSeq and is a predicted model, not a curated record.
UCUUCUUAGGUCCUUUCCCUCUCUCUGAUUUCUCCCUCCACUUUUCCUCCACCAUUCUCACCUCACUUCCGGUUGUAUAUAAAAACCAAACUACCAAUCUUUCUCCCCCAAUCGAUCAAAUACACACUGCGCUUUCCACUUUUUAGACGCAGGCCACUGCUUCAACCGGUUAGCGCCCGAAAUAGCCGCCUAGAACUGCGAGCCUCUCACUGCUCUCUCUCUCUCUCCAAAUUCACUCCUUCAUAUUCGUUUAACCACAUGUUCCUACUCUAAAUUUAUCGUUCUCUCACUUUUACCACUUCUCGCCUUCUUUCUCCUUCUCUCUGGAACUCGCAUUGGUUUUUUUCCUUUGUAAUUCAGUUGAUUGAUUGUUUGGAGCUUUUGAUUGAGUCGAACUUAGGGGUUUUGUUUUGAGUUCGAGUUGUUGUUCUUGUAAAUUUAUCGGGUUUUGAUUAAUUAAUUGAUUGAUUGGUUGAUCUUCGGAUUGUGUGAGAUUUUUCUGAGUUUGAGGUUGAUCUGUCUUUUGUGGUUCCGACAUGACUGCUGGUGGUGGUAAUCAGUUGAUCGCAGUUCAUCCUGAUGAGCUCAAAUUCAUUUUUGAGUUGGAUAAGCAAAGUUAUUGUGAUCUUAAAGUUGUGAACAAUACAGAGCACCAUGUUGCUUUUAAGGUUAAAACCACUUCGCCCAAGAAGUACUUUGUAAGGCCCAACACUGGUGUGGUACAGCCUUGGGACUCAUGUGUUAUCAGAGUUACUCUUCAAGCCCAACGAGAAUAUCCUACAGAUAUGCAAUGCAGAGAUAAGUUUCUCUUGCAGAGUACAACAGUGCCUCCACAUACUGAUGUUGAUGAGCUUCCACCAGAUACUUUUAAUAAGGACAGUAGUGGAAAGACACUAGAGGAAUGCAAACUUAGGGUUUUAUAUGUCCACCCAUCAGCUCAAGGAAACUCAGAAGAAGAGGCAUCAAAACUCUCCUCGCAGAGUCCUGAUCUGAACACUGAAUUACAGAGCCUGAAGGAUGAAAGGGAUGCAGCUGUCCAACAAACUUCUCAACUGCAAAAGGAACUGGACAUGAUGAAGAGACGGGGAUAUCGGAAAAGUAGUCCAGAGUUUUCCCUGACUUUCGCAUUUGUUGUGGGACUUAUUGGAAUCUUGAUUGGCUUCAUCUUGAAACUCACAUUUUCAUCGCCAUUGCCAUUGCCAUUGCCAUCACCAUCACCAUCUACAGAAUGACUCCAAACCACAGGAUCUCAGGCGAUAAAUUUUCUCGUGUUUUAAUGUUCAAGUCAUGUUUGGAUGAAUAGGGCUCUGUACAUUGAUUGCUGCAACUGUUGGUUUGGGAAAUAUAUUUUUGUUCAUUUAUAUAUUACUGUUAGCAGCGAAUAUUUUUCAUUUCAUUGAUUUGUUACUUUUAGUGUGAAUUAGUAAGUGGAUAUUUCUGCGGCAAUUUCUGAAUGCAGUUUUGAUGUUUUU